ACAUUACACAGUAUUUAAUAUUCUCGAUCUCUUCUCUGUGCGAUGCUUCGUAGCGUCCUCUCUCGUUUAAAUGAGGACCACAAUUGUAGUAUGUUUCUUGGCGCUGGUGGCGUUCGCCGCUGCCCGACCGGAGAAAUACACGGAUCGCUUCGACAAUGUCAAUGUUCAAGAGGUUUUAAGUAACCGAAGAUUGCUCUCAGCUUACAUCCUGUGCGCGCUUGAUAAAGGCAAAUGUACAAACGAGGGCCGUGAACUAAAAUCUCACAUUAAAGACGCAUUGGAGAAUAAUUGCGAAAAUUGUACUGACAAACAACGCCGUGGAGCAAGAACCGUUAUUGCCCACUUGAUCAACCAUGAGAAGGGUUUCUGGGCAGACCUUACCGCUAAAUACGAUCCAGAGCACAAAUACGUCGUUAAAUAUGAACAGGAAUUAACAGAGAUCAAAAAGGAGUAAAGUUGAUGUUCCAUAUACAUAAAAAGCCCUUUCUUCCUUAAGUUAAAACUGUGAUAGAACUUCAUUCAUUAUUGUACAAAAAUAGCUACAAAUAAACUCUUAAUAUUGAGUUUGAGAUCAUCAGUAAAUUACAUAUUUUUAGGGUACAUUUAUUAAUUACAAAAGCUAAUAAUUUUAAUACUUGUUGAGAUUAAAAAAACUUUCAGGGUAUCUUCCUGUCGUAAUAAUAUUUAAUUAAUUUGCAAUAUUAAAUGUUAAUCGCUUAGGAUAUAAAAUGAGAUUAUCAGUUGUCAUUUUAAAUCAGAUUUUAUUUUACCAUUGUCUUCUGUGCUUAAGUAAUCAAUGGAUGAUUUGUCAAUAAUUUUAAUGUAGUGUUAGAUAAGUUUAAUAAAUUAUUUCAUUAAUA
This is a messenger RNA of Melitaea cinxia (Glanville fritillary), 860 nucleotides long. RefSeq names its product allergen Tha p 1-like. Bases 71 to 454 code for a protein of 127 amino acids. The transcript is spliced from 3 exons. The record is from RefSeq and is a predicted model, not a curated record. NCBI's taxonomy places the organism in Eukaryota, Metazoa, Arthropoda, Insecta, Lepidoptera, Nymphalidae.